GUUGGAGAAGUCGGCAGUACCCGGGAGAGAGAAAUAAGUUCAGAGGAGAUAGAAGGACACAAACACCGAGACAGCGAGAGUCACACGGACUGACAAGGAGGGAGACACACAGGAGACAGAUUGAAGGAGGGAGGGCAGACUGAACAGGGUCGGCGAGUGGGGGUCCAGGCAGGCUGACUACAGGCCGACUAUAGAUUGGCUACAAGCUAACUACAAACCGGCUACAGGCCAACUAGAGGCCGACUACAGUCUCCAGACUCGGCAGCGAUGCCGCCGCAGGAGGCAGCCACGGGAGACGGCGCCGCGCCCCAGGACCGGGCCGUGUGGAUCUUCGGCUACGGCUCUCUGAUCUGGAAGCCGGACUUUGAAUUCACUUCCAGGAGGGUCGGUUUUAUCCGCGGCUACUGCAGGAGGUUCUGGCACGGAGACAACCAUUACCGCGGCGACAAGCGGACGCCCGGGCGUGUCGUCACCUUACUGGAAGACGCCGAGGCCGACACCUGGGGCGUGGCCUACGAGGUGCGGGACGAGGCGGCGAGCAGCUCGCUGGAGCGGCUGUGGCGGAGGGAGUGCCUGCUGGGCGGCUACGUCUGCCGCUCGGUGCAGUUCUACGGGCGGGAGGCGGGCGCCGCCACGCCGGCGCUGGUGUACGUGGCCACGGCCGACAACCCGCUGUACCUGGGCCCGGCUGAGCCCGCACUCAUCGCCUGGCAGAUCGUGGGCUGCAGCGGCCACUCGGGCCGCAACCUGGACUACCUGCUGCGCCUCGCCGACUUCAUGCGCCGCUGCUGCCCGCACGUCGAGGACCCGCACCUGUUCGCCAUCGAGGCCGCGGCCGUGGUCCUGACCUCGGCCCCCGGCUCGCCGCCCCACUGAAGCCGCGGCCCUGGCCUUACGGGCGGCCGGCCUGCUGGGGCUCGACGGGACGGGCAGCGAGCGGGCCCCUUCCCCGGCGGCGCCGCCCCGCCCCGCCCUCUUCCUCCUGGGCCCGGGCGGCAUGGGCUGGAGAAGCUGGGCUCGGCCCGGGGCUGGGUGGGGGACCCGGGCGGGGGUGAGGGCGGUGUUGGGGUUGGGGCCGGGCUGGGCCAGGUGUAACCCCACUGUUCCGGGCUCUAACUACCUGCUGCUGUUUCUGCUGCCUGUACUUUUAUAUUUAUUUAUAAAUAAGAAACAUGUCAUCUUGGAUGGAGAGGCGCCCUGCGGUAAUUGUCUUAUAUGUGGCAGGGUGACUGGGGUAUGA
Molecule: messenger RNA, 1240 nt
Organism: Pristis pectinata (smalltooth sawfish)
Lineage: Eukaryota; Metazoa; Chordata; Chondrichthyes; Rhinopristiformes; Pristidae
Gene: chac1
Product: ChaC, cation transport regulator homolog 1 (E. coli)
Exons: 3
Coding region: 268-876 (202 amino acids)
Biological process (GO): glutathione catabolic process
Cellular component (GO): cytoplasm
Molecular function (GO): gamma-glutamylcyclotransferase activity; glutathione specific gamma-glutamylcyclotransferase activity
Source: RefSeq, a predicted model, not a curated record